UUCCUGCGCAUUACAGACCUUGUUCUGGAGCGAAGGUGGGAGGGGGAAUGGAAUCGUUUGUCCGGAGACUGUGUUGUAUAGACAACCAUAACGGCUUUAAGUUAUUUCUCCCGCGUUACAGUAAUUUUACUUAGGAGAUUAGGCUGUGCCAAAUGCGGUUCUCGUUGAAAAUGCGUGGGGAAGAUGAAGACACGCAACCUUAUUUUGACCAUGACCAUAAUGUAGCCACGGAGCUAUUUGUCUAAGGCUAACCUAGGUUACACGUUACAGACGUCUUCGUGUCUUCACCUUUCGCUGACUUCAUGCUUGCAGAAGAGCCAGAUCUUCCUCCACAAACGGAUCCAAUCCAGGAUGCCGGAUCGCUGGUGGUGGGAGAGGAGGGCGCUGCUGGACCGCUGGUGCUGGAUGUGGCCGCCACAGAGGAGGUCGCAUCACUAGUGGUGGAUGCGGUAGCAGAGGAGGCUGCAUCCUUAGUAGUGGAUGUGGCGGACGAGGCGGCAUCACUGGUAGUUGAUGUGGCGGACGAGGCGGCAUCACUGGUAGUUGAUGUGGUGGCGGAUGAGGCCGCAGCACUGGUAGUGGACGUGGCAGAGGAUGCUGCCUCAGUGGUGGUGGAGGUGGCAGAGGAGACCACAUCACUGGCAGCGGAUGAAAAGAUCCCCUUCCUGAGCCCCGGGUGGCUGGAGGAACAGGACUGGGAAUGGAUGCUCCUGGUGGGGUUGUUUGUGGCAUCUGUGCUGGUGGUACUAACCUGGCUGGUGCAAUUCUGUCGGAACCUGCGCUACCCUAAGAGGACGAGGACCCAUAGCAAGCUGGAAACCCCCUGGCAGCUGCACCUGCCCCUGAACCUGACCCAUCAGACACUGACAGGGGGUGUGUGGGGGUCCUUGCUCAGGCUGAAGUUUGGCCGCGCCGGGGGAGGAAGCGGCGACACGGAGGCGGGGGUGAAGGGCCUAAUCUCCUCACUCUUCUCCUUCAAGUCAUUCAGGGAACACUGGCAACGCGCUUGGGUUCGAGCCCUCAACGAGCAAGCCAGCCGACAAGGGAGCUCAAUUCAGAUCAACUUCAGUGAGAGUCUACAGCUCCCGUCCUCUGCUUCCAUAGAUCAUGUGACCUGUACAGACCAAUCGUCCCGCAGUAUGGUGUUGCAGUGCACUUGUUCAGUCGACACCGUCUCGUUUCCAGUGUCGGUCACUCAGCAGUCGCAUGCGGCUGUGUCCAUGGACACCUAUCAGGUCACCAUAGAGCCUACUGAUGCUCAGCUGGUGGUGUCUCUGGAGGAGGUGGAGGAGGAGGGCCUGUUGGUGUCCUGGACGUUUUCCCAGCAGCCUCAGCUCUACGUGACCGUGUCCUCCAUGAAGAUCCAGAGGAAGGGCUCGGACCCUGAGGUGGACCUGAGUGUGAUCCGGGACCUGGUGGAGGACACUCUGUACAGCACGCAGCCGGCCAUGAUCCUCAACCUCCGGGCCUGCGUGUCCAGCCCAGCGUUUCCCAGAGAGAAGCUGCUGAACAGGCCCAGCUCUCUGUCACCAGGACAAGCGGUUACACAGAAACUCCUGGUGUGCCAGCUGAGAGCAGCCAUGGUCAGAAAAGCAGAGUCCCGAAGCUUAGGGGAGCUGUGUUGCGCCCUGAGUCUGGACGUCCCAACGGUGGAGAGAAGAACUCACUUCCUGUCCUCGUCCUCAAGCGGCGAGGCCAAACUGGAGUGGAAUGAAGAUGUUAUUCUGGAUAUGUACCCAGAUACCAAAGAGCUGCAGAUAAGACUACUGGAGCGGAACAGCAGGGGAGAACACUUCCUUGGGCAGACCUCUCUGCUGUUGAAUGUUUCUAACAAGCGUCUGUCAGGACAGCAGCACCUCUCCAUCAGCCCAGGCCAGGGGCUCUCCACAACAGCCUGGCUCACCUUCGAGUUGCAGUACCUGGACCCAUCGGACCCUCGCUUUGGGCAGAGCUCCACGCCCAUCCGCUCGUCCCUCACCCCCACCAAGAAGGUGGACGUGGACCGCACCAUCAUGCCCGACGGCACCAUCGUUACCACGGUGACCACUAUUCAGACCAGACCAAAGCUGGACCGUAAACUUGGGGACUCGCCGUCAAGAUCUCCUUCCAAGGUGGAGGUGACGGAGAAAAGGCCCACCGUGCUCAUCGAUGCUCCUGGAGGAGCCAGUGUGAGCUCCACACCUAGCACCGAGAGUUCUCUCUCUAACGGGCUGGAUCCCGUUGCUGAGACUGCUAUUCGGCAGCUGACUGAGUCAUCAGGCAAAGUGUCCAAGAAGACCCCCACCAAGAGAAGCACGCUGAUCAUCUCGGGGGUGUCGAAGGUUCCUGUCACGGAGGAUGACUCUGCGUUGUCCGCGGGCUACGCUGCCUCCAUGGAUGCUGCCCUCCAGGGAGAUGUGUCUCCAGGUAGCGCCCUGAACCACUGCGGUGGCAUCUCUCCGCAUCCAGACGUGGACGAGACCACACCAUCAGACGUGUCCGAGAGGCCGUCUGUGGACGACGUGGAUUCUGAAACGGGCUCCACUGGGGCGCUGGAGACGCGCAGCCUCAAAGACCACAAAAGUGGGUUGGGUUUCCUGCGUAGCGGCACCAAGUUCUUGUUGCGGAGGAAGAACCGGCAGAAGGACCCCACCUUCAGCCAGUCCCACGAGGACAUGUCCAACGUGGGCGACGACACCGCCUCAUCUGCCUCCACCAGCGUGCGGAAGAAGUCUGGAAGCUUCUCGCGGAGGCUGAUCAAACGCUUCUCCUUCCGUUCAUCCAAGUCAAAGGGCAAGGCCAGUGCCACCAAUGGAGGGACCAGUGUGGCUGACAAGUGAGACAUCUCCUCGGGGAGAAAGAGCCGUGUGGUCUGUGGGGACAUUGCCACUGCUGUAGGAAGAAGAAAGGGACAAGUGUGAAUUGCGGGCUUUCACAAGCUCAGACUUCAGUCGCAAAAUGAAAUGCGGAUGUUGACUCUUGCCCCAGUGAGACACGGUCUUCUGAAGGCACGCAUAAGAGCACUUUCCAUCAAUCCCGUCUCCCCAGCCCCCUCCCUUUGGUUGGCCUUUAUCAUAGAAAAAAAGAAAACAAGACUGGUUGCCUUUAGGUUAGCACUCCCACAAUGUCAUAGUCCCUCUGUUAUAUCUGAGAUUCCAAGGUUUUGAGGAAGCAUUUUGGUCAUUGAAAGACGUAUUGAUUGUUGUUGUGUUUAGCUCAGUUCAUACUGUCUCUGUCUGCUAAGAGUAACAUGAAAUUCUUGUAACUUUAAGGAAGAAUAAGUGUUUUAACUAGUGUACAGCUUAGAGCAAAGAAGGAGUGGAUUAACUUGAGAAUGAUUUGGCAGUUCCUGUGUAUGUUUUAUUUAUUUGACAAAUUGCACUUUGGACUUUUGAAUUGUUUACAACACUAGAGAGCUUCUAGAUGCAUUUAUUUUAUAAUGUUUACCCUCAGAAACACUAAUUUUCUGUUCUGUUUGCGGUUUCUUUUUGGCUUUUUUGUUUCAGUUUUUUGAUCUGUGGUUUUGAAAAAAAUCCAAUGUGUGCUCAUUUUCUGUGGUAGAUUUUAGUAGAUAGUCUACUGAACAAAUAUCCAGCCUUUGAAUGAAGUAAAAGUGAUCUUGAUGGUUUUCUUUGUUGCUGAUGAACAUGUUCUUGGACGAUUUUUUUGUUUCUCAAAACCAAGAAUGGGAAUAACAUAACUCUUCUAUGUUGGUGUGUGUGUGUGUAUUUAGGUUGUAAAGAAAUUAAUUAGAAUUUAAAGGGAAUUAUUUAAGUAAACUACGUAUGAAGUAUAUAUAUUCUUGAAUAUUUUUUAUUUAUAUAAAUAAAUCCCGAUCAUCUAAUCACCUUAAAUCGAACAUUCAGGGGUAAUACAAAAAUCCAGACAUAACCCCCAAAAUCAUUGGAAAAUGUUGUUGUUGUUUUCAUUUACCUCAGGUGAAAUCUUUUAAUGAAUGUUAUGGUAGCCAUUAUGUUUUGUUUUUUUUACGUUCAAAAUAUCCAUUAAAGUUCAUCAGUUUCCAUUGCAGGUGACCAUCAUAUCGCAAUAACCUUCCUUCUCUUAGUGCAUGCACGACACCCUCUUCACUCUCUUGUACAAAAAAUAAUUUGAGAUAAUGUCUUGCUAUGUUUGGGGUUGGGGUUGUUUUAUUCUCUUUGAACAAACUGACAAUAAUAUCGUUUAGAAACGGUGUAUCAAAAAAAAUAGAACAACUGGUAACAUUCUGCAGUGAAACCCCAAUCCCUAAACCCCAAUCCAGAUUCUAACCCAUUCCCUAUGAUGACGCAUUGUCACUUUUGUUACAGUGUACUCUAUGGUGCAGAUACUGUAACAGGCAUCAUGACACUGAAUUUUACGUUCUCUUUUUCAGUGUAUCUGCCAUGCAUCAAUAUGUAAUGUUGUGUACUUAUACACUGUACAUACCAAACCCUAACCAUAACCCUUGGGUGCAGUGCAAGCGCAUAAUGUUACAUGUUGUUACAUAUUUUGUUGCACUUUACAUAAUUCAUGUAGAAGAGACUGUAAAAUUAAGUGUAACCCAUUGAUCAGUUAAAGUAUAGCAUAAGAAAACGUGUUUUUAUUAGCUUGCAAAUGUAAAAAAAAAAAAAAAUGUUUCUUGGGCUCCUUGGUCCCCUAGCUAAAUCCCCUUCAGAUGCAGUGUUCCAUUGUCGAGGGCUACUUAUUAUUAUGGACUGCGCUGAGUCUGAGCGGACUCUGUCUUUGCCAGACAGAUGGCAGAGGAAGACAGUACAGGUGGUGGUUCUGUACUAUUUCACCAGGUGAAUUAAAUCAGGUCUUGCAUGGCUACUGUGUCUAGAUGCCGAUAUCUAACAUAGCAUUUGUUACUCAAAAAUGUUCUGCUUGUCACUGAACGAUGAAAACAUAUAUAUAAAAUAAAUUCUUGAUAAUAAAAGAACAAAAA
Molecule: messenger RNA, 4903 nt
Organism: Engraulis encrasicolus (European anchovy)
Lineage: Eukaryota; Metazoa; Chordata; Actinopteri; Clupeiformes; Engraulidae
Gene: c2cd2l
Product: c2cd2 like
Exons: 15
Coding region: 303-2819 (838 amino acids)
Biological process (GO): positive regulation of insulin secretion involved in cellular response to glucose stimulus
Cellular component (GO): cytoplasmic side of apical plasma membrane
Molecular function (GO): phosphatidylinositol transfer activity; phosphatidylinositol binding
Source: RefSeq, a predicted model, not a curated record